Strigops habroptila (Kakapo) is the source of this 8959-nucleotide messenger RNA. RefSeq names its product nudix hydrolase 3 (gene NUDT3). The record is from RefSeq and is a predicted model, not a curated record. The transcript has 5 exons. Gene Ontology annotation, molecular function: bis(5'-adenosyl)-pentaphosphatase activity; endopolyphosphatase activity; bis(5'-adenosyl)-hexaphosphatase activity. Gene Ontology annotation, cellular component: nucleus; cytoplasm. Bases 353 to 862 code for a protein of 169 amino acids. NCBI's taxonomy places the organism in Eukaryota, Metazoa, Chordata, Aves, Psittaciformes, Psittacidae. Gene Ontology annotation, biological process: diadenosine hexaphosphate catabolic process; diphosphoinositol polyphosphate metabolic process; adenosine 5'-(hexahydrogen pentaphosphate) catabolic process.
UACGCCGUUUGCGUAGCGUGCCCCAAGAUGGCGUCGCGGUCGUCGUCGGCGGUGGCCGGAGCGCUGGCAGCGGCGGCGGAGCGGCUGGAAGUGAAGGGAGGGAUGAGGCGGGCGAAAGGCGGCAGCGCGUAGCGGGCGGCUCCCGGCUGCGGGAGACAGAGCGAGACCGAGAAAGAGACUGUCGCGGGGAGGCGGCCCCCCCGCUCCGUGCCCCCCCCCUCCUCCUCCUCCUCUCCCCGUCCUUCCCCGCCCGCCCCUCGCGGGAGCCCCGGCGGGUCCUGCCCGCCCUCGCCCUCUAGGCCGCGGGCCUCGCCGCGCUCCGGCCCGACCCCGCCGCCCCUCGGAGCGGAGGAUGAUGAAGCUCAAGUCCAACCAGACGCGCACCUACGACGGGGACGGCUACAAGAAGCGGGCGGCCUGCCUGUGCUUCCGCAGCGAGAGCGAGGAGGAGGUGCUGCUGGUGAGCAGUAGUCGUCAUCCUGACCGAUGGAUCGUCCCUGGGGGUGGCAUGGAGCCCGAGGAGGAGCCCAACGUGGCCGCGGUGCGGGAAGUCUGUGAAGAGGCUGGAGUGAAAGGGACGUUAGGAAGAUUAGUGGGAAUUUUUGAGAAUCGGGACAGGAAACACAGGACAUAUGUUUACGUACUUAUUGUCACAGAAGUGUUGGAAGACUGGGAGGACUCUGUCAAUAUUGGAAGGAAAAGGGAAUGGUUUAAGAUAGAAGAUGCCAUAAAAGUUCUGCAAUACCACAAACCAGUGCAGGCCUCGUAUUUUGAAACCUUGAGGCAAGGUUGUUUGGCAAACAACGGCACUCCUGUCAUGACCACGACGUACUCUGAGAGCUCUGUGCCUGACAUCAGAUGACUGAAGACGAUCCCUGUGAGAGAGAUUUCGAGAAACAGACUGAAACAUGGAUUUCCCUUCCCCGUCCCCUUUUUCACAUGCCUCCUCUCUCAAGCCAGGCAUGGGCAGCAGCCUGUGGCACAGCAAGUGGUGAGAGUGCUGCAAUUUAGUGCAAGGUGGGAUUAUUACUAUUUUUUUUUUUUCUUUUUGUUGGCUUUUUGGCUUUUUUUUUGGAUCUGUAUUUUGUAAAAUACAUUUUCGUGCAUGAAGUGCCCCUUUCCCGUGACACUGCUUCCAUGGCCUGGUGAGCGAGGCUGCCAGUCUGGCCUCUGCCUUGUGUUCUGAAGUGUCCCGUUUGUGUCAGCCCAGCCAUAGCCACUUCUUUUGGGGGUUUUUUUUUUUGGUUUUUUAAUUAAAAGACUUCAAAUGUGAGAUCAACUCUUUUAAGUCUUAGUCUGUACUGUCAGGUGCUGUUCCGACCUGUGGGGGGGUCACUUUCAGCGCAUAUGUAUAAACUUUUUUUUUAGGUGGAGACUCUAACAUUUUAAUUUUUCAGGAAUCGUUUUAAUCCUGGUCUGCUCCUGCAGGAAAGGUUGGGAAUUAAUCUGUUUUGCCUUUUGUUCUUGUUUUUUUUUAAAACUACACGUUCUGUGACAGUGCUGGUGGCUGGGCCAGUUUACUCCCCAUUCGGUAUCUCCCAAUUCAGUGCAGUGACACUUGAAGUUGAGGGCAGAGUUUUCAUCACCUGCAGACAUCCCUGCUGCUCCGUUGCUUCUCCUACAGCUUCUGCCAAUGUUUCUGCAUUUACAUCAAAAAGGAGUUGGUCUUUCAACACUUGGCCAAAAAAAAAAAAUGAAUAGCCUCAGAAACGCUACGAUAGAAACUGAAUUCAUUGUCUGUGGUAGGGAUCAGGGAUUGAGUGGGGUCAAAGCCUGACAAACUGGAGCGUCAAUCACCAAUGCUGUCCUGCUGAUCCUGCUGCGUCCCGCUGGUGUCUCCUCUUGUCCACAUGCCUUAUACCGCGUGAACUGGAUACCUGUAACUUGUGCUAAAGCGUCGGGUUGUAUUUACUGAGUGUUGCUGCACGAACCCUCGGCCGGGUAACCACGUUGCGUCCCUGAAAACAAGUCCUGGGGGGAAGAAUUCAGGUCUCUUGUCCUGUGGGUUCUGCAGCACUUACAGUUGCACCAUGGAGCAUGCUCGAAAUGUGUAAACUCUCCCCCCGUGAAAGGUACAGCUGACUCCCGAGCAGAAUUGUUAGUUGGAGAAGUACAUUGUUUAAUAGGAUAGUUUCCCUGAUGCAUUGGCACACUUCACAUUAUUAUUUUUUUGUUGUUUUUAUUGAUGUAAGUUUCAUGCUGUCUUGAUUUGCCAACAGUGUUGUCUAGUUGGGAAAUAAAGGGGAAGGGUUGGGACUGGGAGGUGGGUUGGGACAGGUACAAGUUUUGGGAGGGGCAUUAAUUAAUCCCUGGCUUGGGACAAGAAGGAGUUGCUGAGUUCAGUAACUUCUCCUUUGUCAGAGCAGAGCCAAGAUGUGAAAUUAAAUCUGCAGUACUCUUUUUUUUUUCUUUUCCCUUUUUUCUAUUUUUUUUUUCCUCCUUCCCUCCCCCCCCUUUAUUUAACAAAAGAAUAUUCUAAUAAAUACUCACUGUUCCAGAGUUUUUCUCUCUUCCCAAGAAGCGCUCACAAUAUGAAAAUCUGAUAGAAAUAUCCAUGGAGCCUGGGACAGGGGGGAAUGGUAUCUUUGCUGGUUUGGCAAGAAGCUGUUCAUUUUAAGAUCCUGUUCUGUUCCUUUACUUGUUCUUGCUUUCAUCAGUGUGGAGUAGCAAGGCCAAAAGCAGUGCCAGUGAUUGCUAACAUGAAAAACCACGCAGAAGAAAAAGCUGAGGCAUUAUUCAAGAAGUAGCUUGAAACCGAGUGUCUGGAAUUGAGCCUAAAUUACACCAGUUCAAUUCACUUCAACUUAGAGACGAAUGUACAAUACUUGCUUACUCUGUGCUGAUCGGCCUGAACCAAACUCUCAAAAGGGCUUGAAUAUUGUAUCUGGAAGUGUACAAGGAAUUCAGACAGUCACCGAGCCGUGAGUGGCACCUAACACAGCCAUCUACUGCCUUCGAUUGAGUUUUUGUCUUUACUGUACAGAUUAGUACGUUGAAAAUGCUUUGCAACAAAACAGCUGGUACUCCUGAAAGAGUAACUGCAGUUUUAAUAUCAACAGCAUGCACAGUUUUGUUUUUAAACUAAAAAUGUUUUUACAGGGCUGUUAAACUGACAAUUUAGGGUAGAAUAUUGUUAAUGACUCGCUAAUGGCUUAUUUGUUUGGGUCAGAAAAAUAAAUUGUGCCAAGAAAGUGUUUUAAUGUGGCAUGGAUUGAUGCUGUUAACACAGGGACAUGGAGUGGCUGAUAUUACGCCUUCUUAACUGGAAAUAGCUCCUGGGGUAGAAAUAGCCUUUAUUCAACAGAUGCGACUUUCGGAACAGGCCUUAGUCCUGUGCUCCUUGAACCUCUCUCUGCACCACACGAAUUCCCUUCUUCCUCAGCAUCUGAGGUUCUUCUCUAGUAACGGUGUAGCUGCAUGCCCUGGCAGUUCAAGCAGGUUUAUCCAACAUGAUGUUAAAUUGGUUUGGGACCGACAAUCAAACUACCUUUUAGUGACAGAAGAGUUGUUCUGGGCUUCGCGGACAGACUGGUGCCUGCUUGAUGGACCUGCUUAGGGCUGCUCUCAUGACCAACUGCUAAAAACCCUGUAGGAUUAGACUUCAGCUUCCAGCAUUGCUAAAACUGGUGCUAUAUUGAGCUAGUGUUGGAGAUAGUGGGAUUCUUACCUCAAACGACAUAGUGUCUAGCCUGACCCCUCGUAUCAAGCCAUUACAAUGUGUCUCAGCUUCUUGUUGAAGAAUAGUGUUCUUAGUUUGGCCUUCACGUUGCUUUGAUCCCCGCGCUGGUGUGUGCUUAGCUAUAACUGAGGAAUACCCCUGCUUUAUUUAGGCAUUCUGCAAGUUUGCAGCGGAUUUGGCAAAGUCACCCCUCAAGUUGCAGGUCUCAGAUGUUUGUCUUGGUUCUCUGAAGUCUGGUUUGGGUUAAAUGCUGAGUGUGGCGAUGCUGCACAGCCUCCGUUUGAGGGCUGCUGUUAAUUCCCUUUUGGCACACCUCUGACCCCUGGGGUCUCAUGAAAACUUUAUAUCCUCUGCAGCUUCUUAGGGGUGAUUUCUCUAACAAGAUCGCUUUUCCCUUGCUGCUUUUCAUGCAUGUGUUCAUGGUAUGUACAAGGACACCUCACUUGAUACAUCAAGAAGCAAGGCUGCCUGCGGUCGAGGAAGAGGGGGAAAAUUACUGGCCCUUGAAACACUCAAGUACUGGAUUUCUCUAUGCACCUAAGUGUCACCUCAGGGUUGCAGGAUGAGUGAUGAAGUAAGGGGGAAAAGGGAGACCGGCUGCUCAGCGCAGGGAGGUUCUCUGAGGAGCCUUGAUUCACUUCCCUCUCUGGUAUUGUCAACGUUAGAAAUCCUCAUGUAGUAGAGUUGCAUCCGGCCAUCUGGGACCUUAAUGGGAGAAGUGUGCUCGGCGCUGAGGCACCGCCACUCACCGGGAUGAUCUUUUAAACCUCAAAGUGCUUAAAAUCUGUCGCUCUGUCACUGGAAGCGUUUGACAGACCACACUGGAUCACUGCUGUGGCAGGAGAACAUUAGCUGGUGGUUUAAGCCAAUGCUGGGUAGUGGGUACACCAUCAUUUGUUGAGUCCAGCCUGGGAGCAUGAGGAAAAGGAGGACACCCCCAGGGUACAGAUGUCUCCAGAAGCUGUUGCGUGGUUCCUCCAGUAGCGUUUGUCAGAUCCUGAAUCUUUCUGAUGGUCUGGAAUGGUGUGUGGAGCUCAAAAGGCAGGUGACGUCCCUCUGCAGAAGGGUGCCAGCUGUGAUUAAACUUAGUGGAGCUGAAAUUGUACAUGUUGAGCUCUAGGAAGUCUCUCAAAUAAGGUUUUGGGAUGGUGGAACAGGGAUUUCGAUGCAUUGGUUAAUGUCAGCUUAGAAAUCACGUGCAGCAGAAAACAUACAGCACCUUUGUCUUGAGGUGGUUACUAUAAGAUGAGGUCUGGGUUUCAAAGGUGACUUUGCUCAUGCUGAGGCUUUUCAAAGGCACGUUUCAGAAGGGAGAACCGUUGUUUAACAAAUAUUUUCUAUUUGGGGAGUAUUUAAUAGGUAUUUUAUCUAACAGGUAUGCCACGUGGCUGUGCAUGGUGGUAUUGGUGCCUGGCUGUGGUAAGACACUGCUGGGCCCAGGAGGUGACUCCUUUUCUUGGGAGAUGCCUAGAGAAGAGUGAAUAAAGGGAUUUUUUUUCCCCAUUUCCCUGAAAUCUGGCAUUCAGUCAUGUUGAAGUACUUUGCUCACUUCACAAAGAUGUCCUUUGGUUUCCUCACAAAGCUGGAUUAUUUAAUUCUAGACAAUAGUUUAUUGGCCAUAGAGAAACUUGGUAUUGACACAAAGCCAGGGGAAGCUUGUACCUCCUUGAGCUCUGCACAAGUGUUUCUACUUCUUACAGCACUGGCUGUGCUCUCUGAGGGUGAGCUUUGGCCAAGCUCAGAACUGCAGUGACUUCAUGGAAGAAAUGAGUGUUUGGUGUUUCCCUCUCCAGGUUUGGCAUUUGCCUCUCCAGGUACAUUUGGCAAAACAUUCUUUUGAGUUAAUGGCUACUUUGCAAACUGAAAACGAGAUUGAUUUUUUUUUUCAAAUUGAAAAUGUGUUUCACUUUGGUCUGUAAAAGCUCUUGAGGACUGAGGCAGUGACAGCCCAAGGGUGCAGGACGUGCUGCAGCCACUGGUUGCUGUGCCGUGAGCACACUGCAUAGGGUAGUUGUUACUUGCUCGUGAUUUUGGGCUCUCAGAACAAGGUCCGUACCCUCGGAGGGGUUUUACAGCUGAAGUGUUUUGAGAUAAAUCUAUCAAAGAGAGAGUGUCGGGAUGAGGCUGUUCAGUAAGUGUAGGGCUGUUGCAUCACCUGUAGUAAAAAGAUCAUUCCGAGGAUUCUGACAUUUGUGUUUAAUGCUGUUAAACACAGCUGAAGUCAUAGACUGGUAUUACUGAUAGACCUCGUUAGCCAGUAACUGUAAUUAAAACCGAAUACAAGGCAAUAACAAUAGGGGCUUUAAUGGAGGGGCACUUCAGAGUGGUUUGAGUUUUUAAGCUGCCAAUCGGAUAGAGAGAGCGUAUCUGGCCUGUCAGUCUUGCUAUUUUAUCCCCCCGUCUCUUGCUGAUGGUCAGUAUGGUAAGAUGCAAGAAGUGCUUGGGAGUGGCUGUUGGUUCUUGAUAGUAAACCUGCUGUGAUUUAAUGGAGUUCUGUCUGUGUUAUAUGAUAAGAAACUGUUAGAUGUGAAUGCUCUGAUGGUGAUGGCCUUCAGUCUCGCUGCUGUGGAGGGAGGUAAGAGCUCUAGUUUGUGGGUUGGAAAGGAACAGUAGUUCAGGCAUUCACAUCAGCUUUCAUACUCAGUGGUGGACAUUGUGUGCGCUUCCCAGAUUUCUGUUGAGCAAGAAGGCAGUUUAGUUCAGCGUCAUCUUGAAUGUGCCUUAAAGCAAACUCUAUAAACUGAGAAAUUAAAAGGGAUCGGAAUCUGCUAGUGUUGCUUUUUCCCUUGUGCAGACACAAAGUGUUCAGUGGCUAGAAAUGUGGGUAGGGAAUGUCAGGAAUCCUCGGUUCUCUUCCCAGACUGAGCACGGACUUGGGGCCUCUGCCUCAACUUAUCCAUGCAGAGAACGUGUCACCAUUUUGCAACACACUGGGUGCUCAGGGGAGCAGCUGAUUUGGAGCUGCACAGGGCGAAUCUUUGCCUCUCCCUGUUACAACCAUUUAGAGUCUCUUGCUCGUUCUCAGAAAACACUGUUUUAUCCCGGGUUGAUGUUUUGUGCUUUUUCAGACAGCCGGAUGCAAUGUUUGUACCUGCACAAAGCAUCCAGUAAAAGCAAACGUGGGUGAUGUGGCAGUUUGUGAAAGAUAGGUUUGGGUGUUUAACUUUCCUGGAGUGGGUGCUAUGGCUGGUGCUGGCUCCUGGGAGCGGAUUGAAAUCUGUCAGGCACUUUAGCCACGCUUGCAUCAAGAAAUGAUAUUGUUGCAGACGCUUGUUGGUGUGAAGAGCUUUUAUCUUACAAAGAUACUGAACAACUUUGUACCCUGCCUUUAAAUGACUCUGUCUUCCCUCUCUGCUCUGUGCUUCUGCUCAAUAAGAUAGCAUCAUCUAGUGGCUGCACCACAGCCUGGGGUGCAGGUGACCUUGCUCCUGGUGUACUCUCAUCUUGUCUCGGUGUUAGAGACUAUAACAUACAUAUAUAUGUAUCUCUAUAUAUGUGAUCCUCGCUUUUCUCAGUGUUAGAAUGAAUUGAAGACAGAGAGGACUUUCAGCUUCAGUGGUGGAAGGUGGUGUGUAGAUAUGUGAUUUACUGGGUGGUAGUGUCAUGAGGUCUGUACAUAAUCGAGAGAGAUGUAGGUGAGUGAAAAAGAAAACUGGAUUGAAGAUGUAUUUAGGAGAUUUAUAAAACCUCUUUUUGGUGCUAGUUGAUAGGGGUUUUUUUUCCCUUUUUUUUCCUUUUUUUUUGUGGGAAAGUGAGAAUGUUGAAGUUACACUUGAGAAAUUGACUCUAGAAUUGCCUCAGAAUUGGGAGGUCCAAGAGUGUUUGCUGAACUUCUGUAUGUCCUAUUUGAUAUUUAUUACAUCAGAAGAUCUGGAGUGAUCACUUUGCAUUUCCCGCUCAGCCUUCCCAGACGCGCUGUCCCCGGCAGCGCUCCCGAGCUGGGCGAGCAGGAGCCCGGUGCUGGUCGGAGCAGUGGGAUAAGUGAUCACCCUGUGAAGGGCAUGGCUGAUGGCAGCAAUGUGGGUGCAUCUGCUGUGGCUCCUCCAUCCCUUGUGGAACCGGGACACCUCGCGAUCAAAACUGUGGGGCUGUGACUGUCUCUUCAUGUCUGAGCUGGUUCCAACUCAGCUUCAUGACCAAGGGCAAGACUUUCAUACCAGUCAAGGUACUGACCUGCGCCGGCCUCGUGCGUGGCAGCGCCAGUGGGAGCAAUCCCGAGGGAAAAGGUUGGUUGGUGUUUUAAAGCCUUGCAGAUACUUUUCCAAGUCAUUCGGUGCCCAGGCCUGGUGGCAGCAGCAGAGGUGGCGAGUGAUCUCCUGGUGUUUCCUGCUCCUGUGUGAUGUGGUGGUGGCCAUUGGGAUAUCUCAGUGCGGGCUCCUGUGCUGCUGCUGCCGCCCAGCUCUCACGUGGAAGCAUCAGUGAGUUCGGAGGAGGAGAACUGAUGUAGAGAACAGACUUGCUAGUUUAUUAGAUUAAAAGAAGCUUGAGAUUUUCAGUGAGUUGUAAAUUAAAUGCUCAGUUCUCUGUGAAUUCUAGAUGGUUUUGGACUUGUAAUUCCCAUAAUCUGUUUUGGUUUAUUUUUCUGGCUGCAGUCUUCUGUUCCUCACUCCAGUGCUUUGUGUUUCUAAUCUUCUGGUAAAGUUAACAUGUGGUUGUUUAUUUUUUUUUAAUGAUACGUUAAGUUGAAACGGUUUGCAAAAACACUUUACAACUGCAAGAGCACUUUGGAAAUCUAGCAUUUCAGCUGAUGCUUCUUCUUUUUCUUACCGACUUGGGCUUAUUCUCAUUUAUGAAACACUGUUCAAAGUCAAACGCAGUCAGUAGAAAGGAACGUUUUGUUUUCCUUGAGGCUCAGAACUUUGUUUGAACCUAUGAAUAGUGCAGGUGCUCUCUUGCUCCUGCUUAGUCUUGGCUGGCCGGUGUAGCUAUACCUACGUACUUUGGACCCUGUUCACUCAUAGUGUCUCCACAGAGACCGGGGGGGCUCAGUGCCCACCCCACACUCAGCUCUGGUAUCGGUACAACCCCCCCGUCCCUCUUCUGCAAUGAGUCUUUGGUGUGUUUUGAGGCGUUGACGGCGUGAAGCCGCGCUGGUGUUGGGCAGCUGGCAGGCUGGUUCCUUUCUCAAGGUGUCUGUGUGCGUGUGUGCGUGCGAGGGGAGGUCGUCGCUGUCUUUAAGAGAUUUAAGAAAGUGAAAAAUGAAACUUGGUGGGUGCAAGUUCGACAAGCGUAGGCUGUAAUCUAGUGCCAACCAAUAAACACGCCAGUAUUUCACACACA